AGCCCGGCUCGGCGGGGCUCGGCUCCCCGCGCCGCCAUGGGGCUGCUGCUCUGGCUGGCCGUGCAGCUCGGGGCGGGCUGGGCGGCCCACCUGGUGUCCGUGGAUGUCCGGCGAGCCGAGCGGCCCCUGCAGCACUUUUGGAGGAGCACUGGCUUCUGCCCUCCACUACCACACAGCCGUGCUGAACUGUUUGACCUGAGCAAAGACCAAGAGCUGAACCUUGCCUAUAUUUCUUCUGUUCCACAUGGUGGCAUUGAGCAAGUUCGGAUUCACUGGCUACUGGAAUUAGUUGCUGUCAGAGUGAUUAAUGGGAAACUUCACUACAACUUUACUGCUUUGGAUAACUUCAUGGAUCGUCUGUGGGAAAAUAAGCUAAUUCCAGGAUUUGAAUUGAUGGGGAAUCCAUCAGGAUAUUUUUUAGAUUUUGAAGAUAAAGAGCAAGUAGUAAGAUGGAGAGACUUAAUUACACUUGUCGCCAGCAGAUACAUAGAUAGGUACGGACUGGACCAUGUUGCUAAAUGGAAUUUUGAAACGUGGAAUGAACCAGACCACCAUGACUUUGACAAUGUGUCUAUGACAGUGAAUGGAUUUCUCAACUAUUAUGAUGCUUGCUCAGAAGGAUUAAGGGCAGCCAGUCCUCUGCUAAAAUUUGGAGGGCCUGGAGAUUCCUUCCACCCCUUACCCAAAUCACCUAUAUGCUGGAGUCUUCUGUGUCAUUGCUACAAUGGAACCAACUUCUUCACAAAGGAGACUGGUGUAAGGCUGGACUACAUCUCUCUCCAUAAGAAGGGAGGUGGGAGUUCUCUCUAUAUCUUGCAACAAGAAGUAGAAGCAGUUGAACAAAUUCAGAAGCUGUUUCCAAAUUUUGCUUCUGUUGCCAUAUACAAUGAUGAAGCAGAUCCAAUGGUUGGAUGGUCCAUUCCACAACUGUGGCGAGCCGAUGUGACCUAUGCAGCUAUGGUUGUAAAGGUAAUCAUUCAGCAUCAAACCCUGCUCAUUUCCAGAGCCAACAACACUAUCAACUACACACUGCUGAGUAAUGACAAUGCCUUCUUGAGCUACCACCCCCAUUACUUCACACAGCGGACCCUGACAGCACGUUUUCAGAUGAACAAUACGAAGCCACCUCAUGUCCAGAUGGUGCGGAAACCAGUGCUGACUGUCAUGGGCUUGCUGGCACUGCUAGGAGAAAAGCAGGUUUUUGCAGAAGUAAACAGCAGUGAAGGUGAAAGCACUCAAAACAGCGCAAUUGGUGUCCUGGCAUCUGUGCACACCCCAAGUAAGAUGCAACCCUCAGACAGCUGGCAAGCUACUCUACUGCUGUAUUCAAGUGAGGAUAACAGAACUUCUUCCAACAUCAGCACUGUCACAGUGAAUGCCACCCACUUCCCCAAACUUAGAGAGCUGGCAUAUGUGACAUAUUACCUGGAUAACAACCAAACCAACCCCUUCCUGAAGUGGAAAAAUCUUGGAAGCCCUGACUUUCCUUCCCCAGAAGAGUUCCAGCAAAUAAGGGAUGCUGAGGACCCGGUGGCAACAGGCCCAUUCCCAUUGCCUGAAGGUGGCAUCCUGACACUGAAGCAAGACUUGCCUGUUCCCUCAGUCUUUCUUAUCCACAUCUGUGCAAGACCCAGAUCUGUUCCUGAUCAAGUGACGGGUGUUCGCUUGAUCCCUCUCACAAAGGGGCAGGUCAUUGUGCUGUGGGAUGAUGGCUGUGUAAAUUCAAAAUGUAUAAAGACAUUUGAAGUGGAGUUCUCACCAGAUGGAAAAGCAUACCAGCGGAUUAAUGCCAAAGACACAAUAUUCACUCUCUGGGUCUACAGUCCAGGAAGGUCAGUCUCUGGCUUCUACAGAGUGCGUGCCAUUGACUACUGGGGGAAAGCAGGCCUGUCCUCUCUUCCUGUGGAGUAUGUUGAAGCUUUCACGCGACUGUGAAGAGUGGUGCCUGACUCGGUGAAUGCUCCCUGCAAAUCACAACUCCCCUGAAAAAUAAACUCCUCCCAGGCUGAGGAGGGAGUAUUGAAAGGACUUCAUUAAGCAAGUUAGGAAUGCAACUUAGAAGCAACUGCCCCUGUUAACUCUUCAGAGCUCUAAAGGCCACGUUAUCAAACAGCCACAACUUACAAGCCAACUGGAAAAACUGUAAGAGGCUGCCAUAGGACUGGGAUUCAGCUUGGUAGCUAGGGAUUAUGGGAACAAAUAUUUAUUAUUCCCUGGUUUAUGCUGAGCUAAUGGCCAAGACAACCAAAGAUGUAUCAAGGUCACAAAUGGCAGCAGGAACAGGACCAUCACUUUACUCUGUAAGUAAGGAUGGCAGCAAAAGCAUAAGGAGGACCUCUCUGAGAGUGAACUGGUGGCCUGAGCUUCCAGGCUUACUUGACACAAUGGUUGGAUGAAAAAGCACACAGCAACUAGAUGCGUUUGGAGCAUGAAGUGAAAGAUCCCUGCUUUCCCACUGGCUAGUCACACAUGCUUCAGUGGGCUAUUUCAGAGCAGUUGCCAUGUUUUCAAAUGUAUGGGGUUCCUCACCCUCUCACAGAGAGGUUUCCAUCAGCUCUCUCUGCAUGUAUGGCUGUUAUUUGAAUGGCAGAACUGUUCCCCUAACACAGGAGGGGGUAGCUGCUUGUUCUCAAAGGGGAAGGCAGGAAAUUCCAGUCUCCAGGCUUCUUGCCUUCUCUGCUUUCUGCUUUUGCCUAGGUCACCUGUUGGCACUGGUGCCAUCAGCUGCUGCCUUUUUGUGGUGGAGGAUCUAACCCUGAAAGCCCCUCUUUCUCUCCACUGCUGUCACCUAGCCUGGCCUUCUACAGCCCUUAGAGCUAACGUCUCUCCCAACUGUGCCUCUCUUCUCAGACAGUAAGGGACCUGUGGCUUGGCUUUGGGUGGCCAGGAGAAAGCUGAAAUGCUAGUUAGAACCUUUUGUAUUUUCAUAUGACAGGACAGCAAGCUCUUGAAUGUAACAGGGCUGCCACUGACAAUCGGUUAGGAAAUUACCAAGAACAGUUUGAACUUACGUGCUUUGCAAAGCAUGUAUAGAAGUGUGUGAUAUCCCAGAUCAUGGGGCUGCAGAACACCUCUGGCUGCCCUUGCAGCUGCCAAACACUUUAUGUAACAGCAAAGUUGCCUGAAAUUGCAGGGGUGUAUUUUCACUCUUCCCUUUUCACAACUGGCACAGUUUGAACUAUGCCUUUAAAAUGCUUGUAGAGGGAAGGAUAAUGCCAGUGAAAACAUCUGGAGUGUUUUCUGUAAGAGGAGCAGCUUUUCACAUAAACAAAUCCCCUACUGCUGUCUUUGCUGACAUCAGCCACCUUCCCAACAUAACAACAAAGACUGUGUAUUUGAUGAAGCAUUCAGUUCUCAGACAAAAAUAAACCAAACAGUAGGAGAGGGCUGAACUACCUCAAAUGGCCUCGCUUUUACAGCACAGAAAAAAAACAAAUACAAAAAACCAGUAUAUAUUAGGUGAGGUUUUGUAUUUCCUUACCUUCUGGUUACUUGGUCAUGUGCUUAUGCUGAAAGCCUUAAAGAUUCGUUUUGCUGCAGAAUUCAGAUGGAGUAUUUCUUGCCUCACUCAAGUUUGGUUAAGGAGCACUUCACAUGCUAAUCUGCCAAUUCCUCAUCCAUAAGGGCUUGUGCAGAACAGAAAAUGGCCAUUGGAGACUACUUAAUUGAUAACUUUUUCAGUUCCAAAAAGUUAAUGAGAAGUUCUACUUGGAUGAAGAUGGUAAAUACGUAUUUCAAAGUUGUUACAGUUGCCCCUAAGAGAAGAAUCAGAACAUGCAGUGAAAUAAAAUCGAGCAGUUAGGACAUACUGUUUUGCAGGUAUGAAGUGGAACCACAGAAAACAUGACUAUUUCAGAAAAAUUCAAGUAUAGUCUCUUGAGGGGACUUCAGUGUGUCUGAAGCAGGGGAAGAUACAAGAGUUUGGGGGACAUGUUACCCUGUUAGGAUGCCCUAUUUGAGUAGCCUCUGCUUUAAAAAUUUCCCACACUGACAAUCAGAAUCCAGCAGUCUUCAUCAAACCAAGGACUGUUCACUAGUUACAGGUGUUGGAAAAAAAACUAAUCAUACCUUUUGUGAAGACUGUUGAUUUUCCCAUGCAGGCAUAUAGUAGAAAAUGUGAAGGUGUGCAAAUAAUGAAAAAUAGAAGAGCAAAAAUCACUGCCUUAUUUUAUUUAGUAGACAAAUUAUACCUCACACAAGUGAGGUCAGUAAUGGCAUGUAUGAGGCAAAUGAUGCAGAACCCAUGAGUCCUGGUGGAAGGUUUGGCUUUUGCUAAGGUGCAGAACAGAGAAUGGUGGUUCAUGUGCUUUUCCCCUGGAUUGAAGUCUGUCCCUAUGACAAUUGGGUUCCUUUAGGGCGACUUAACAUCUUUCAGAAAGUUCAAGGCUGGGAGUUCUGCUGGCCCAGGAUUUGUGCUUUUCAGCAGUGACAGAUAUAAGGCUUGCAGAUGCCUCUUUGAAGUGGUUUGUAAUCCUCAUGCUUACUUUUGUUGUCUUGUUAAAAAGCAAACUAAGAGUGCUGUUUUCUCUAAAGUUUCAAGGUUAAAUUUCAUACCUUGUUGUAUUGCUUACUGAAGCCCCAGAAAAGCAGAAAUUCUGUUUGCAAGGGCAGAGCUUAUCAAUUAGAUGCAAAUAAAAUCCAGUUUCUUAGAGUGAAGUCCAUCCACUUGGAAAAUCUGUCACUGGGUCACAUUUUGAGGGCUUCUACAUGAAACAUCAUACAAAGUGUGGAAGAAUCAGUGCUUUUUCAGGUGUUUUCCUGACAGUGGGAAAUAUGCAUAGCAAGCAGAGCUGACUGAAAAUGGUCCACUGACUGUGCAGAAACAAGUAAUACUCGGCAAGAUUUUUUUCUUCUUCUUCUUUGCUGCUUUGGUAUAAACUUACUCCUUUAAGCAAUAAGCAAGUAUAAACAAUUGCAGCGGACACCAGAAUUUGAUAUUUCCAGACUUGAAUUCAUUUCUAAAAAGUAUACAAGUUUUUUUGGGGGAUUUUGCCCUUGUCUUUUUUAUAAUGUAAUGUCUAUAGAUGAAUGCUAUUUAAUAAUUGAAACUUGAGUUUUCUAUAACCAUCUGUUACUGACUGUCUGAUUGCACAACUUCAUGUUUAACUCUACCAUCUCCUCUGUACGGGGCAGUGAUCAGCCUUCCCCCUCAGUUUUGAGAGUGCCACAUGUGCAUAGAUCUAAGUGGGAGUAGCAGAUGCUUAGUAGUUCUGUAGCAUCAGAAUGAAAGCAAGACUGCAGAGCACUUAGGUGUGUCUUGCUGACCAUAAAUCCAAGUUAGAAAAUCUAACUGCAACUGCAAGAUGAGAUUGUUUGCCUGCACUUCAAACACAAGUUUCUGAGGCUGUGUAACAGUUUAGCAACUGUUAAAAUGAAUGUGAGGGUAAAACCUUUAAAAGGAGUUUUUUUAUAUUGUCUGUGUAUGUCCUUUGUUACCAUGUUUAUGCUACCCAAUAAAACCAGUUUUUAAUCUUUCACAUAAA
Molecule: messenger RNA, 5483 nt
Organism: Apus apus (common swift)
Lineage: Eukaryota; Metazoa; Chordata; Aves; Apodiformes; Apodidae
Gene: IDUA
Product: alpha-L-iduronidase
Exons: 14
Coding region: 37-1935 (632 amino acids)
Biological process (GO): carbohydrate metabolic process
Molecular function (GO): L-iduronidase activity
Source: RefSeq, a predicted model, not a curated record